Temnothorax curvispinosus is the source of this 1385-nucleotide messenger RNA. RefSeq lists its product as uncharacterized. The annotation marks the transcript as partial. The record is from RefSeq and is a predicted model, not a curated record. Lineage: Eukaryota; Metazoa; Arthropoda; Insecta; Hymenoptera; Formicidae. The transcript has 5 exons.
UUUUCUCAUUUCAUACGGUGUGCGGAGAUUCGAGGUGAGAGAUGGCUGAAAGUGAGAAAAAUACCGAUGCGGAAAUGUCGCAAGAAGCCGUGAAAGAAGAUCUUUUGGAUCUAUGGAUAUAUCUGAAAAAUGCAUUCGAUCUAAAUGGAGUGCACAAAGGGGAGAUAGUAACCCUUAGUAUAGAGGACGAAUCCCUAAUAAUAAAUACAGAGUUGGGAGCUAAAUACAGAUCUGAGAAAAGAAUGCUGUCGGAUAAGCUGUGGAACAGCCUGCUAAUUUGGCGAGAGGACAAACUCCUCAAUGAUCUGCCGCUGGAGAUGCCGAGGACUCCAUCUGAGUGUCACCUAGCUACCGAAGAAGCACGUGCAGAAAUGGCAAUUGUUGAAAAUUCAGAGGAGCGAGAUAAGGAUGGCGUGGACGGUGAGAUAGGCGAGCUUGGCAAAGGAAAGAUGGAGAGUUUGUUGGCCAAGAUGGCCACGGUAGCUGAGGUUGCCAAAGAACGAAAGAUUCUACCUAUAGUUGUUAGUAACGAAAUUGUUUCUGAUCCCAAAACUAGAGACUACCUCAAUCGAAUUAAAGAUACUAAACCUGAUCCCUCAGUCUCAAAGAAGACAAUACAAGAAAAUUUAGAAAUUAAUGAAACUUCAGCCAUGACUAAGGUAAAAAUACAAGAGACCAAAAUUUCAGAAAUGACUAAAGCCAUCUCGAAUUUCUGUAUUACUACAACCAAGACAAUGGAGCAAUUUGGUGCGUCGUUGCUCCAGCUAAAUCAGCUAAUUGCGACUCAAGAAAAUGUCUUGGCUGAGUCACAAAGAGAAGGUACAAUAAUAGUCGAAACAACUGAAAAAUUGUAUGAAUUAAUCAAGAGCAUGAGAGAGGAGUGGAGCACACAAAUCAUUAGACUUAAUAAUGUGGUUGAUAAAUUAAUCACCACAUACAAUAUAGUAGAUAUGGAAGAGGAAGGAGAAUAUGAAACAAAUGAUAAAAAUAAACAGACUGAGAAUGUGGCAACCGGUGACAAUGAAAGUUUAGAAUCUAAAAUUUCGAGUGCAGUUAAACAACAAUUAGAAAGUUUGAGGCGCGAAGAUUUGACACAUAUGCCACAGAUACAAUCAAUAGAGUUCGUUACCAAAAACUCUAACGGUGCGAGUCUAUCAUACGACCAAUUAAAACUUCUAGUCAUGCAGGAUGAGGCGGCGCGAAAUCAGGUGCGAGGUGGGCUAAAUGAGGUGCGAAGUGUCCAAGGAGAGGUCUGUCUGGCAGACAAUGCUACAACUGUGGCGAGUUUGGAAACCACAAAGCGGCAGAAUGCACCAAGCCUUCAAAGAAUUUCAAUCAGCAAAGAGGAGGAUACAGGUACAAUAAUAGUCGCUCCCGAGGUAGAG